Messenger RNA from Megalobrama amblycephala (Wuchang bream), 762 nucleotides. RefSeq names its product protein BTG1-like. The transcript is spliced from 2 exons. Gene Ontology annotation, biological process: negative regulation of mitotic cell cycle; negative regulation of cell population proliferation. NCBI's taxonomy places the organism in Eukaryota, Metazoa, Chordata, Actinopteri, Cypriniformes, Xenocyprididae. Gene Ontology annotation, cellular component: nucleus; cytoplasm. The coding region runs from base 308 to 742 and encodes 144 amino acids. The record is from RefSeq and is a predicted model, not a curated record.
AGUAAACUGAUUGAGAAACGUCUCCUCACACGUGACUGUUGAUUUGUCAAGCGAUGGCGCUAGAGAAGCGCGCUGAUUCUGCCCUAUGACGUAAUUGAUUCGAAGUUCUGCUUUAGAUUUACUCUCAGUAAUAUCUGUGCGUCCUGCAAAUAAUUCAUAUAGCUAAUAUUCCAGUUUAAACUGAAUGUCCUUUUUAGUCCGUCGAUAUUUAUUAUUAAAAAGAAAUCAGUAGGUGUUUUUUUUAGCGUUUUGUGUCGCUGAAAACGACAUUUUUUUUCGUGAAGAACAUACGCUCGCUGAAAACAGGAUGAAAACAGAGGUGUCAGCCGCUGCUACAUUCAUCAGCGGUUUACUGAGCAGCAGCGUCUCUCUCACUGGAGACCAGCUGCAGCUCUUCACUCACUCACUCACUGAUGCGCUUCUAGAGCACUAUCGGCACCAUUGGUUUCCUCAUGCUCCCUGCAGAGGCUCUGGCUACAGAUGUUUACGGAUCAACCGUAAAAUGGACCCUCUCAUAGGAAAAGCAGCCUCUGCUGUUGGACUUACACAAGAGCAGCUUUUCUCAUCACUUCCAAUAGAGCUGACCCUGUGGGUGGACCCUUCCGAGGUGUCCUAUCGGAUUGGUGAGGAUGGAUCCAUCUGUUCUCUCUACAAGUCCUCAGUGAUACGGCCUAAAAGUGCCUCCUCAGCAGAUACGUCAGCCCACAGGAAGGAGAAACUGAAAACCAGACGAUUGAAUUGAUUAAAAGGGUUCAACAUAAA